Messenger RNA from Rana temporaria (common frog), 4115 nucleotides. Its product is annotated as zinc finger protein 585A-like. Bases 208 to 4038 code for a protein of 1276 amino acids. Gene Ontology annotation, cellular component: nucleus. The transcript is spliced from 12 exons. Gene Ontology annotation, biological process: regulation of transcription by RNA polymerase II. The record is from RefSeq and is a predicted model, not a curated record. Gene Ontology annotation, molecular function: RNA polymerase II cis-regulatory region sequence-specific DNA binding; DNA-binding transcription activator activity, RNA polymerase II-specific. Lineage: Eukaryota; Metazoa; Chordata; Amphibia; Anura; Ranidae.
GUAAUGUACAGACAGGAAGUGAUGUAGGGUUACGACAGGAAGUUCCAGAUGAAAGGUGAUUUCGUAAGGAAAAUAUGAGGAAACACUACUGGAAGUAGAUCAGAGGUAACCAGUGCCAAGAAGAUUGUAGAAGUCACCAACAAGAUCAUUGAUCUGCUGACAGGAGAGGUUCCUAUAAGGUGUCAGGAUGUCACUGUCUAUUUCUCCAUGGAGGAGUGGGAGUAUUUAGAAGGACACAAGGAUCUCUACAAGGACGUCAUGAUGGAGGAUCAGCCGCCUCUCACAUCACUGGAUGGAUCCAGUAAUGGGAACCCACCAGAGAGAUGUCCUCAUCCUCUUUAUUCCCAGGGUUCAACCCAAGAAGAUCACACCAUCCCCCAUCAUGAUCAGAGGGAAGAGAUGAAAUACAUUAAAGUUGAAAUAGAAGAGGAAGAAAAGAUGAUCGUUGGUGGAGAACAGCAGUCUAUGGAGAACGUCUAUCCUCCGUAUUCCCAGGACUUCACAAAGGAAGAACCCAGCAUCUCUCAGGAUGAAGAACUGAAAGACAUCAAGGUUGAGGUAAAAGAGGAAGAAGAAGAGACAAUGGUGAGUGAACAUCAGCAGACUACGGAGGAGCAGGAGAUAAUUAUAAAAAGUGAACAGGCGGAAUCUUCACUUUAUAUCGACACAAGUGGACACUACGUCUCGAAAAAUAUAUCUUCAGAAUAUAAAACCACAUCACAAUGUUCUCCCGGAGUAAAACGCAUUACACAAAUAAUACAUCAUAAAACCUAUCAAAUGGAGAGAUCCUGGGAUUUCUCUGAUCCAGAGGAAUCUUCUGAUGAUCCACAUACUAUUAUUAUUGAAUCUCACAGUACAGAUCCAUCUAAUCCUUUAAACCAUAAGGGUAAGCUCUCCUUGUCACGUACAGUGUCUUGGAAAUCUUCGAAAGAAACUGGAGAGCCUCCUAUACAACAGAAAAGUUAUAAGACUUACUCAUGUCCGGAGUGUGGGAAAUGUUUCCAUCAGAAAAGCAACUUUAUCAGUCAUGAGAGAGUUCACACAGGAGAACGUCCUUUCUCAUGUUCUGACUGCGGUAAAUGUUUUAGUGACAAAGGAAACCUUCUUAAACACCAGAGAAUUCACACCGGUGAGCGUCCCUUUUCAUGUUCAGAGUGCGGGAAAUGUUUUACUCAGAAGGGAGAACUUGUUAAUCACCAGAGAAUUCACACAGGGGAGCGUCCUUUCUCAUGUUCAGAUUGUGGGAAAGGUUUCAUUCAGAAAGUAAGCCUUGUUAAACACCAGAGAACUCACACGGGUGAGCGUCCUUAUUCGUGUUCAGAGUGCAGUAAAACGUUCACUCAGAAGGGAGACCUCGUUAUUCACCAGAGAAGUCACACGGGGGAGCGGCCUCAUUCGUGUUCAGAGUGCGGGAAAUCUUUCACUCAGAAAAGACAACUUGUUAUCCACCAGAGAAUUCACAAGAAUGAGCGUCCUUUCUCGUGUCCAGAGUGUGGGAAAUGUUUCAGUCAGAAAGGAAACUUUCUUAAUCACCAGAGAGCUCACACUGGAGAGCGUCCUUUCUCGUGUUCAGAGUGCGGGAAGUCGUUCCAUGAAAAAGGAAAUCUUCUUAAACACCAGAGAAUUCACACUGGUAAACGUCCCUAUUCAUGUUCAGAGUGCGGGAAAUCUUUUGUUCAGAAAGGAGAACUUAAUAACCACCUGAGAAUUCACACAGGAGAGCGUCCUUAUUCAUGCUCAGAAUGUGGGAAAGGUUUCAUUCAGAAAGAACACCUUCUUAAACACCAAAGAAUUCAUACGGGUGAGCGUCCCUACGCAUGUUCAGAGUGUGGGAAACGUUUUAUUCAGAAGGAAAGACUUACUCAACACCUGAGAAUACACACGGGUGAGCAUCCCUAUUCAUGUCCAGAGUGUGGGAAGUGUUUCAAAGACAAAGGAAACCUUCUUAAACACCAGAAAAUUCACACGGGUGAACGUCCUUUUUCAUGCUCAGAGUGUGGGAAAGCUUUCCCUCAGAGAGAAAAACUUCUUAUACACCAGAGAAGUCACACAGGUGAGCGUCCCUUUCCGUGUUCAGUGUGCGAGAAAAGAUUUAUCCGGAAAGAUAAACUUCUUAGACAUCAAAGAAUUCACACGGGUGAGCGUCCUUAUUCGUGUUCAGUGUGCGGGAAAAGUUUCACCCAGAAAAGUGCCCUUGACCGACAUCAGAAAAUUCACGAUUAUAAAGUAGUGAAGAAAAUAUCUGGUGAUCCAUUAACAUUCAGCAGUAGUCUUCACAGGACAUCACCCAUCACAGCGCCUCCACCUCACUGCCUGACAACCGAGUAUUCCUGGGAUUCCACUCAGGAAGAUCACACAAUCCCCCACCAUCAUCAGAGGGAAGAGCUGAAAUACAUCAAAGUUGAAAUUGAAGAGGAAGAAAAGAUGAUCGUUGGUGAAAAACAGCAUUCUAUGGAGAACGUCUAUCCUCCGUAUUCCCAGGAUUUCACACAGGAAGAUCCCAGCAUCUCUCAGGAUGAAGAACUGAAAAACAUCAAAGUUGAGGUAAAAGAGGAAGAAGAAGAGAGGUUGGUGAGUGGAGAUCAGCAGUCUAUGGAGGAGCAGGAGAUGGUUAUGAAAAGUGAACAGGCAGAAUCUUCUCUACAUAUAGAUACAAGAGGACACUAUGUCCUGAAUAACGUACCUUCAGAAUGUAAAGAAGAAGAAAAUCCCACCACACAACGUUCUCCAGGAGAAAAUCCCUCCACACAACGUUCUCCAGGAGAAAAUCCCACUACACAACGUUCUCCAGGAGAAAAUCCCACCACACAACGUUCUCCAGGAGAAAAUCCCACCACACAACGUUCUCCAGGAGAAAAUCCCACCACACAAUGUUCUCCAGGAGGAAAUCCCACCACACAACGUUCUCUAGGAGUGAAUCGUAUUACACAAAUAAUACAUCAUAGAACUUAUCAUAUAGAGAGAUCCUGGGAUUUCUCUGAUCCUGAGGAUUCUUCUGAUAAUCCACAUACUAUUAUUUUUGAAUCUCACAGUACAGAUAAAUCAACAGAUUCAUCUAAUCCCGAGGAAUCUUCCUUGAACCAUGAAGGAUCUCACACAAGAGAACAUUCCUUGUCACGUACAAUGUCUGGGAAAGCUUUGAAAGAAACUGGAGAGUCGCCUAUACAACAGAAACGUUAUAAGCCUUACUCAUGUCCGGAGUGUGGGAAAUAUUUCAAUCAGAAAAGCAACUUAAUCAAUCACCAGAAAGUUCACACAGGAGAACGUCCUUUCUCAUGUUCUGACUGCGGUAAAUGUUUUAUUGACAAAGGACACCUUCUUAAACACCAGAGAAUUCACACCGGUGAGCGUCCCUAUUCAUGUUCAGAGUGCGGGAAAUGUUUUAUUCAGAAGGUUUUACUUGUUAAUCACCAGAGAAGUCACACUGGAGAGCGUCCUUAUUCAUGUUCAGAAUGUGGGAAAGGUUUCAUUCAGAAAGAACACCUUCUUAAACACCAAAGAAUUCAUACGGGUGAGCGUCCCUACGCAUGUUCAGAGUGUGGGAAACGUUUUAUUCAUAAGGAAAGACUUACUCAACACCUGAGAAUUCACACGGGUGAGCAUCCCUAUUCAUGUCCAGAGUGUGGGAAGUGUUUUAACUGCAAAGGAAACCUUCUUAAACACAAGAAAAUUCACACGGGUGAGCGUCCUUUUCCAUGCUCAGAGUGUGGGAAAGCUUUCCCUCAGAGAGAAAAUCUUCUUAUACACCAGAGAAGUCACACAGGAGAGCGUCCUUUCUUGUGUUUAGACUGUGGGAAAGGUUUCAUUCAGAAAGAACACCUUCUUAAACACCAAAGACUUCAUACGGGUGAGCGUCCCUACAUGUGUUCAGAGUGUGGGAAAAGUUUUAUUGUGAAGGAAAGACUUACUCAACACCUGAGAAUACACACGGGUGAGCAUCCCUAUUCAUGUCCAGAGUGUGGGAAGUGUUUCAAAGACAAAAGAAACUUUCUUAAACACCAGAAGAUUCACACGGGUGAACGUCCUUUUCCAUGGUGAUUCCCCGUACACACGAGGGGUUUUCCCGUCGAAAAAAAAAAGCAAUGGUUUUCCCCACGGAAUUCCUCUCAAGCCUG